UUUUUUAUUGAUUAGUUUGACAGAAAAAAAUCUUUUCCUUCAUGAGACUAACUCUUUUUUUAUUCCUAUUUCUCAGUGACAUUGACCUUCCACCAACAACGGUGUGAGAAGUGUUAUUGUUAUUGAUGCAUCGAAGAAGAAGAUAAGUUUAAUGAUGAUGAUGUUUUGAUGAACAUGAGGGAAAAAAGAUUAUUUGAAUUUCCCGAAUGACCCUUACAACUAUUGUGUUGAAGUGUCAAAAAGUCAAGAAGCAGAACCAAAAAUUGAGACCUGGAGAGAGAAAGAAAAAAAAAGUUCUAAACAAGAGUAACUACUGUUUGACCAUCAAAAAUGAGAGAUGACCAGAAGAAGAACCAUAAAUAGUGUUAACAUUACGAUGACAACAUUUGAUUACAAUGUUGACCAUCAUCAUCUUCAUAUGUCUAUCAUCACUUUCACUUAAACCACAUUGAAAGUUGACAUAAACAAGAUGAAAGUUGAUUUGAAGAUGAAGAUGAUACGUUCAAUUUAAAAUGGGUAGUAACUGAUAGGGUUAACUGCCCUUGGGAUUAACUGGAUUAGAGUUGAUGAUUAAAGUUAGAGUCAAUUGUUCACGGUUAGUGAACAAUUAAGUUUUUUUUUCUUCAUUUUUACUCUUAAUGUUAAUCUCAAUGGCAAAGUAAAAGUCAUUUACAGGUAUGAAGAUGAAACGAGUUACCUUCAUUUUGAAACAAUGUUUUUAAAUCAUUUCCUCGUCAUCAUCAUAAUUUUGACACGUUAUCAUCAUUAAUUAUUGUUUAAUCUCCAUCAGUUGAUUGGUAAUUAAUGUGAUCAUCUCAUUUUCAAAUACACUUUCAUUUGUGUUAUAUGUUUAUUGUGAUUUUCAUUUGUGAUUGUUAUUGGAUUAUCCUGAUUGUCCGAUGAGAGUUAAAUGGAAUCGUAAUUUAGAUGGAAACACAAUUAUCGAUUCAAAUGAACCAUUAUCUGAUUACAAAGAAGGAAAAACAAGUGAUUCUAUUGAAAACGAUUCUAAAUUGUCAUCUAAAUCAUCGUCAACGAUACCCAUGAGAUCGCGAAAUCGUGAUAAUAGUAAAUCUAAUCGUGGAUGUAAUUUAAUCUUUGGUCCGACUCGAAAAUCAACUUCUCGAUCAACUUCAAGCUCUACAACACCAUCAACAAUUUCCAGUUCAUCAUCAACCUCAUCUCGAUCAUCAUCAUCUCCACCACCAACAUCAAAAAAUCGUGAAAAAUCAACAUCACCAAGUCGACCAAUAUCCCAAGGUGCAAGUGAUUCAGAUCGUACAACCAUGACAAAGCUUAGUAACUUUCUUGGUAUAUUUAAAUUAACUCCUUCCUCACCUUCAUCAACCAAUGGUUCAAUUAAAGGUUCAUCUAAAUCAUCCUCAACCCAACCAACCUCAAUCAAAGUGGUUCGCAGAUCAAAAAGUGGAUACGAAAGUGAUGGACUUUUCCGAACUGAUUCUCGACGUCGACGUCGAGCCAAUAACUUAUUACAACGAAACUCGGACAUUCGACGUUCUUGGAAUGCUGCAAUGACCGGUGUUAGGCCCGAUGUUAGUGUUCGAGGGGCUUGGUUACGUCCAGGUAGUCCAAACUAUCGCCCAAAUCAAGGAGGUGAAGGUAACUACCGAUCAAUUUCACCUUCAAUCUUAGGUAGUAAUAGUAACGAUAGUGCUAACAGUAGGCAUACUAAUCAACAAGGAGGAGUUAAUUUAAAUGGUUCUAAUGGAUCUCGGCCUUCGUCUUCUUUAGACGGUUCAGGUCAUUUUGCAAACUCGUGUAAAGUCAAUUCGAUGCCAGCACCGAUUGUAACUCUACCUGAAUGCUGCCUAGAAGGAUCUGACUGUGAAAGUGGUGAAAAUAUUGUUACCCUUGGUGGAGGUGACGGUGGAUAUGAUUCAAAAUCGUCCUCUAAACCAGGAUCACCCUCAGAAAUUGAUCUUGAGAUUCAUCAUCAUCAUUAUCAACACAACGGUCACUCUAAUGGUUGUGAUGAAGUUGAUCUAGUUUCAAAUAAUAUUGGUGAUAAAAUUCAGCAUCAAAACAACAACAAUCAUGUCAAUAAUAAUAAUAAUAAACAAAAUGGUUCCAUAGUAAGACCAACUGGACCACCUCCACCACCACCAACAUCAUCAACCUCAGUCUCCUAUGACGGGUCACUCAGGUCAGUUGAUGAUGUUUUCAUUCAAGUUCAAAUAACAGCAUCUUCAAAAAAAUCACAAUCACCUGAGAAACAAUUGACAAAGACAGUAAACAAUGGCCGAUUACCCAGUAAACAUAAUUACCAGCAAUCGACAAAAAAUGAUGAAAUUAUUCUUGAUGAAAGUGACCGUCCACUUAGUCCAAUCUAUGAAUCGUGCACCGAGAAGGUCAGUUACGAGGAAAGUAUUUCACCGACUGGUUCAUUAUCCGAGUCUCGAAUCGAUUCUCGGUCAAGUGGUGAAGUUGAAGAGGAAGAUGAUGUUAACACUCUUCUUACCCUUCGACCUCCAUCGUCAAAUGCUGGGUCAUCAUCUUCAACGGAAAUGACCUUAAGUGAAGACGGUGGCUUAGGUGAGUCUGUUUCUUAUGACGCUUCUUCUGGUUGCUCAUGGGAAACAUCAUCAAUCCUCACGGGGUCAGUUUGCCUUUCACCGGACGGAACAGCUAAUCACCAUGAUGCUAAUAGACACGAAAAUAAUCACGGUGAAAGUGUAAGUGAAAGGAUGUCACCUUCGCCCACUUGCCCAAUAAUAUCAACAUCAACACCUCAUCAUAAUCAUCACUCAUCAUCAUCAUCAUCUUUUCAUCAUGCAACUUCACCAAUCAUGAUCUCAGAUCCGGUGUUUAAUCAUCCUCAUCCUCAUCAUCAUCUUGUUAACUGUAACAAUAGUAAACAAAGUAACACAAAUGAUGAAUCUUACCUUUAUGAACCUCGAAUGUCAGAGGUGAUCAAGGUUACUGUUAAAAAAGCUGAAAUACCGGAAGUGGUCACUUUACGUUCAGAAGAUAUCAUUGAUUUAGAUACAACGGGCUCACUUGAUGGAUCACCAUCAUCUCCAUCAUCUUCAUCUUCCUUUUCAUCUUCAUCAAUUUCUAGUGUUCAAAGGAUUCACACCAAUGGUAGGAAAGGAAAUCGAACUGGUAUUUUAAAAGAUUCUAAUUGUCCAAAUUCAAAUGGUUUACAUAAUUGUCGCAGUUCAACUCCAAAGAAAGUUCAUUUCGCUGAAUCAGCCAAAAUCCGAACAACAACAACAACAAUUAACAAUAAUAGUGAACUUAAUCAUCUUCAACAAUCAGCUAAUUAUGAUUCAAGAUCAUCUCCUUUACCACAAUCAAUCUCACCUUUAACCGAUUGUACCAAUGGUAAUCAGUUAUCUUGUAAACCUGAUAAAUCAAACAAAUUAAUUAGCAACAAUAAUAACAAUGAGACAACAAUUACCACUUCGAGUACGGUAACAAUUAAGAAACCAUUGUUAUCAUCAACAUCAUCACGUCGAUUGUUCCAGUCAUCUUUAAACCAAAAUGAUUCUGAUGAAACAACACCAAGAAUAAAUUUGGUUCCAGUUAAUGGCAAGAAAGAAGCUCCAUCAAUAUCAUCCGGUGAUUAUUCAAGUGAACAAAUUAUUUCAUCAACAACCCAAGUUGAUCCGGAAUCAUUUCACUUAUCAAACCAAUCAUCACCAAUAUCAUCAGCAUCAUUACCAGCAGCACCAUCAUCAUCCUCAUCCUCAUCAUCACCAUUAUUAUCAUCUUCAUUAUCUGUAAAAAGUCAAGCUCGUUUCUUUGAAAGUAUGGCUGCUGAAAGUAAAGCCAAUGGUGGAUUGAGAGGAUUAAAAGGAGAAAGAUUAACAUCAAAAGCAAUUAAACCAGUUGCUACUGUUGAUAAUAAUGAUGAUGAUACUUUACCUUACAAUCAAAUUAACCAAGAAAAAGAGGAUAAAGAUGAUGAAAGACAAAAUAUUAACAGUAAAAGUCAAACGAGUAAAUCACUAAUCCAUAACGUUUCCACCAUUAACUGUACCGGGUCGGUUGAGCAUUCACUUAACCAGAACCUCUCAGCUAAUAAUACAGUUUAUGUAUCUACUGUCACUUCAACCUCCACUUCAACCUCAACACCAACAGGUAGUAAAAAUAAUCUUAAUGGUGCCAAUAGUGGAUUCCCUUAUUUAAGUCGUGAGCUUGAUGCUCAUCGUAAAUUAUCAGCUCUUCAUCAGAGGAAAUUAACAAUUGCUCGGGAAGAAUCAGCUCGAUCAUCAUUAAUCAUCCAAGGAUUGGGAAUUGUUGUUCAACGUUUAACUCAACAAUUGGAUAAUCUAAAUGGACCCACACUGAGGUCACAAUUGUCUCAAGUACAAAAUAACUUUAAUCAACUUGAAGCUUCAUUUAAUAGUCAAGAGGAAGCUUUAAAAUCAUUACAAGUUAAAUAUUCACGGGAUGAAAGUCAACUUCGAGAAGAGGUUAACAAAUUGACCUCAGAAUUGGCUGAUGAGGAGAGGAGACAUGAACGGGAAAAAGCUCAUCUAAUUAAUUCAUUUGAAUUAGAACUGGAUGCUGCAAGGAAACAAUUUGAUCAGGAAUUAAAUUCACUUGAACAAGUUAAAGAUGAGCUUAAAUGUUUGGUUGAUUCACUUAAAUCUGAAUUAAGGGCUAAAGUAAAUGAGAUGAAUCAAGUUAACAAUCAAAUGGUUUCAAUGGAAAUUCAUUCACGACAAGAACGAAAUGGUCAAGCUCGUCGGGUCGAGGAACGAAUAACUUUCAUGAGUAAAGAGAUUCAAAGUUUAAAAGAUGUUCUCGAAUUGAAAGAGAAAGAGUUGAAAAAACUUCGAAGUCAAGCUGAAAGAGAUGAGAAUUUAAAUCGUGAUCUGAUUCGAGCUCAAUCAACAAUAGAAGCUCUUAGACAACGAUUAGAACAAUUGGAAAUCGAUCGAGAAAGGCAAACAGAUUCGAUGAACAAACUAAAAGCCGAAAAUGAAGCUUUGAUCGGUGAAAUGAUUCGAGAUCAACGGGAAAUGGAUAAACUGGCCUUGAGAAAAGAGGAGCUCGAAUAUACUUUGUACAAUAUGGUCACAAUCAGUGGAGAUGACGAUAGAUUCAAUAACAAUUCAUCACAAUUAAGCUACGAUAAUAAUGUUUCCUAUUCAAGUGAAAUUGUUAAUCAUCAUCGCGAACCUUUAAUUGUUAAUGGUUCUUACAAUCAUCAUGCUGAUUGUGAUGGUGAUGUGAUAAUUGAUGAGGAUAAAAUCAAAGAGAUGAAAAGAAAACGUCAAAUAAUUACUAACAAUCAACAAUUAAGAUCAACACUAAUUUCAUCAUCUUCAUCGCGAUCAACUAAUUAUCAACAAUUUGAUUCACCUGUUUCCAGUUCAACGUCAAUAAGAAUUGAGAAAAAUAUUUCGCCACCUGAUUGUUACAAUAAUCAAUCAACAAUUUAACGAAAAUGAUUAAAAAUCUGAUGGUUGGAGUUACAAUGAUUCCAGUUAAAUUAUUCUGAUUAUGAAAAUCAUCUCGAUUCUAAUGAUGAAUCGAUGAUCAUUUCAACCAUUUUCUAGUCUUCAUGAUUAUUUGUUAAUCAUCAACAAGAUUAAAAGCAAAUUAAUUAGUUUUACAACAAUUGAAACACAGAAUUUUAUCAAUAUUUAUAAAUAUAAUUAUAACGAACUUAUUAAAAUAUUUUAUCCUAAUAAAUUUUACUAAUUA
Messenger RNA from Panonychus citri (citrus red mite), 5679 nucleotides. Its product is annotated as serine-rich adhesin for platelets-like. The coding region runs from base 900 to 5414 and encodes 1504 amino acids. NCBI's taxonomy places the organism in Eukaryota, Metazoa, Arthropoda, Arachnida, Trombidiformes, Tetranychidae. The record is from RefSeq and is a predicted model, not a curated record. The transcript has 3 exons.